CCUGAGGCUUUGGCACCCUGUAUAGGAGGAAGGAGACACAAAACAAAUGUGGCAAAGGCUUAAGUAACAGCUAAAUUAAAUCUUUGCAUUAAUAGAAUUCAUAUAAAGACAGAUGGUAGUAGAAAAUGUUGCAAUUAAGAAUAUGGAAUGAGAUGAGAUCACAGCAUCAGUCUGUCUUUUGUAGACCUGGACAAUGAUCACAGAGCCAGAUUGGAUUAGUGAAACCUAUUUACCAGAAGUUCAGAGCAGUUGCAUGAAGCCGAUAGGCAGUCGGAAGAGAGAGGUGAAAAAUGCAUCAGAUUUACAGCUGUAGCGAUGAAAAUUUAGAAGUUUUCACCACUGUGAUUUCAUCCAAAUCAUGUAGUCCAGCCAGAAGAAAAGCCAAAAGUACGCAACACAUCCUAACAAAGAGAGUGGUGGCAGUGUCUGAUUAUCGGACCUACUGGACAGAGGACUUGCUUCCAAGCCAAGGUGAUCUCACCCAAGUCCUGUACAAAGAUGUGGUGAGGAACUUUAGCCGCUUGCAGAAUGAACAGGAAGGAUUCUGUCCUGCCAAGCACAUGGGAAUUUCUGAACAAGAGUCAUCAAACUCCUGUGAUAACCAGUCGGAUGGAAAAUCUUCUCAACCUUCGACAUCCCCAGUCACCCAUAUCACAGUGAAACGGGCUGCAGCCACAGAGCCAGCUACACAGGACAGUGCUUCUGCAGAAGACCAUAGACGGCACUCGAGGAAGAACACUGAACAUGACUUAACCCUCGCCCCAGAAGCAGAUGCCUCUUUACCUUUGACUGGCAACAACUUGUGUGGAACACCCGGCAUCCUGAGGAAAAUGUGGAUGAAGCACAAGAAGAAAUCAGAAUACCUGGGGGCAACAAACAGUGCCUUUGAGGCCGACUGACAAGCCUCAGCUUUGCUUUUGCAGGAUGAAUAUUCCUUUAGCAAGGGCAGAAUGCUUUAGGAUUUCCCUAGGGAUGGAUGUAACUCUGUUGAUGAAUAUCUGAGGACAUAACAUUACUUGUACUAUUCAGGGUAUUUGCCUAACCUGGAUAGAUGGAAGGAUAAUGGAGAUAAAAGGUGAAUGUGAGUUAAUUCAACAGCCAUAUUUUAUUGGAAUAUUUCUGAUACCAGUACAGUUAUAACAGAUUCCACUGUUGAUUUGCUAAUGCUAAAAUUACUGUUGACUCAUUCUGUCCUAAUUAACUUAGAUUCACAAAGACAAAAGCCUACAUGAAGCUUUGUAUAUUCCUAUGAGACCUCAUAUCAACUACAAUGUGCCAUUAAAGCCGAGUCCUGCUGUUCAUUUGGUACCCCUGCCACCACUGAAUUCAUGCCCACCCCAGUGUCAUUUUCUCUGAGGUACAGGAGUUAAAAACCAAACCUUAAAUCAGGUACACUUUGCUGACGGACAUGCACCAAUACAUUUUUAUUCACUUUUGAUGUUUAUGAGACAGGAGUAUGAGACAAUGGGAGGGUGCGACAGAACUGAGGUUAUUUAAGCACUUAACUCCCAUUGAUUUCAAUGAGAGUUAGGCACCUACAAAUACCUUUGAGGCUUUGGGCCUGAGUGACUUCCAGGUGCACAUUUACUGAAACUCUGAUCCAUGAUACAUGAUCAGUCUAUUAAAAUUUCCUGUCCAAAUCAAACUGUACCAAGAAUGGCACAUCAGAUACAGACACUUUGCUCUGAAGAACCUGCUCAAGUGCUAGGUAUAACUGUAAUAUGUAACUUUGUGCUACAGAAAAUUUCACCAUGUGCAUGAGAUGCUAGGAGGCAAGAAAGAAUGUGCAGAUUGCACAACUGGACUACUCAGUAAAGUAGGUUUGCUCUCAAGAGGUCUGAUCCUAUAAGCCAGUGUUUCUCAACCUUUUUGAUACCAAGGACCAGCUUUCUGCCUUCCUAAACUGCAUCAGGGAGAUCGCAGGAACCAGCGCCAGUCCACGUACCGGUUGUUGAGAAACACUGCUAUAAGCUAAUGACUUUAAGGGGAUUGCUCAAAUGGAGGGAAAUUGCUGACUAUGCAUUUCUCACAGUUCAGGAGCUGCCAACCUUGUUUCCUUUUCUCUGUCCCAGAGGAAAAUAUGCAAAAAUUGAAAGAAUGACAAAUCCUGGGCCCAAUCUUGCAGCCCUAAAAUCACAUGACUAUUCCUAUUGGUUAUUGCAGGAUCAGGUCCUUCAUUUGCCAGAGUGAAGGAAUUUAAAUUUGUCCCAAUGCAGGACUCCAACAUGAAUUUGUCUGACGCGCACCUCCCUGUGAACAAAAUGAACACCUACAAGGAUGAGCUUUUGCAUCUCAAUCUUAAUGCUCUAAAACUUACAUUUAAAUAAAAAGUUGUAUGAAUGUAUUCAUAACUCUACACUUUAAAGAACAUUUCUACAAGCAUCUCUUGUGAGGCAAGCUAGAGGCAGCCUAAAGUCUCAGAGUCAGAAAGUGAUCAAAAGAUGAUGUCAAAUGCCAGCAAUAUGUGAUCAGACUAUUCCUAAUAAAGGAAAUGUGACAGCUGAAAAGUAAGACACACGUCCCCAUUUGCAUUUGUUAGAGGAAAAAUGUCCUCAGUUUUUUAAAUCUUUGAAUGACUCCUACAGCCAGAGGCUAAAAUAAGGUGGUGCAAGCGACUGUGCAAUUCCCCUUCUCUGUCUUGAGCUAGCAUCUCUUCCCCACCUCCACCCAACUCCUCCUCAGCUAAUGUGGUAAGAGCUCCCCAUUCUUUUUAGGGCCAUCCAACCUAGAGGGUACCAAUAUACAGGUCAAGUUUACUAAGCCAUCAGCAAACUGGUCAAAUCCAUCACACCUAUUGUCUUUAAGAAGAUUGUGUGAGAGACAUGGAGCAGCUUGAAAGUGCUUGUUAAAAACUGUCUACUGAGGUGUUUCCUUUUCAGCAGAUCGAUAGAUCCCUCUCCAGGGUCUUUAUAUCAAGCUUUAACAGUGAGAAACUAAACCUUCAUAAUGUACCUCUGCUAUCCAGUGUACUUGGCCUCCGUCACAGCUGCGUCCUUUAGAAAGAGCUGCUGAAUUGCUCUAGAAAACUUUGAAAAUCGUUGUUGAGAGACAAUUCAGCCUAAUAUGUCAUUAUCUUUCCUGCAUUUCUCUUUGCUUUUUCUUUCUUACUAAAGGCAAAAUGCUCUCUAGUCCAGGAUCCACACACGGAAUCAGUCCAGAAGAGUGGAUCCCCCACAUGGGAAAGAAGCAGAUUUCGCUGCAUGCUCCAUGUAAGAUGAGAUGAGGGCCUGUAGCCCUGCCUCAAAAGGCCCGGACGCUGCCCAUGUUUUCUGCUGAAAUAGGAUAGUAGCCAGGUGUUAAAGGGGUGGGUUGCUGGGCAGAGCAAUGGGAGAAGGCAUCUGAUGCUGAAUGAAGGGAGACGUCUCCAGUGCUGAUGUCUGUGGCUGAACAUUGCUGCUGAGCAAAUUAUUCACAGAAAGACCUGCAGCAGUUUAUGCUAUAGAAGUUCUGUAAAUCAGAGAGGAGCAUCCAACUGGAGUAUUGUAGCAGUGGCCCUAGCCUCUGAGCCAUACCCUAGAUGCCUGUGCCUGGGGCCGUGCGGGAGUUAUAUCAUGGGCCAGGGCUGUGGAAGAGCAGAGCUAUUGCCAAUAGCUCAGGAAAGCUGAGUGCAGUCUCUCCUCCACACCUUUCAUACAGCAGGGGAUGCCAUUAGCACUUAGGCUUAAGGAGAUUUGUAUGAAAACAAGUUUUAUUCUGCAAAGGCACAGCCACUUUGUAAAGCAUCUAGUACACUGGGAGUGCUGCACACCUAAACUGGAACACUCCUAGGGCAUUAUAGCCCACCUGAAGUCAAAAUCCUCUGUGACAACACUUGGUUGCAGUUUAAACAAAAGAUCGGGAUGAUUUCUGCUAAGGAAGGGAAGACAGGAGCACUAUUAUACUCUUCUAGGGACUGAUCAGAUGAUCACCCUCCAAUCCUGUUGACCUCAGUGGGAGUUGAGGGGGCUCAGUGCCUUGCAGGAGCAAGCCAUUAAUGCAAAUACCCUGAGAAAUAAAAGACGAUGAAAGAGAAACAACGAUAACUUAUUCUGGAAACAGAACUAUCGCCACUAGAACUGUUUCCCAAGUUUUUCCAUGAGGCACCAGCAGCUCUUCAAUGACCUCCCCAACACACCACUUCCCACAAUUACCUAAGCUGUGCACAUGGAAGCGCUAUAAUAGGCCCCAGCAAAAAUACAAAUGCUUAAUUGUAUCCACUGAGCUCAACAAGACCACUCAGCUGCAUAAAGUUAAGCAUGUACAUAAGUAUUUGCAGGAUCUACGUCUAUCAGCUCCCCUUUUUUCAGUCUAGUCUCUUUAGAUUGAUCCAAACAUAACAACAAAAACCACCUCAUUAGUAACAACAGACUAACAGGACGUGGGGAAACAGAGAGGGCUAAUGCUUGCAUAUCUGGUAACCUGAUCCAUACAGCUCCAUCAAGUUAGCCCCUAGUCCAAAGCAUCAAAUGUGACUAUUGAAAGGUCUGUUUUUUAGCAUUUGGUUCUGUUAAAUAAUAGCUUUAAGCAAUAUGGGAAAGGGGGAUGGGAGAGAAGAGAUAACACAUGCUCUACUUAACAGUCACUGUAUCUUGAAAUGUGUUGUAUUUAUGUUGUCUUUUAAUUUGUAACUGCAAUCUGUGUGACAGUGGGAGACUGACAAACAGUGUACAUUAUUUAAUUUGUACUCCAAAAGGUACUGUGGUGAUUUCUUGUAUCGUAGCAAGUAUCUAUUUUAUUGAUUGAAAUAAAGUAUGUCCUCUUCAUACAAAAUAAAACAAAUAAGUAGCA
Molecule: messenger RNA, 4767 nt
Organism: Chrysemys picta bellii (western painted turtle)
Lineage: Eukaryota; Metazoa; Chordata; Testudines; Emydidae
Gene: VXN
Product: vexin
Biological process (GO): neurogenesis; neuron differentiation
Source: RefSeq, a predicted model, not a curated record